Paramecium tetraurelia is the source of this 729-nucleotide messenger RNA. RefSeq lists its product as uncharacterized. The transcript is spliced from 2 exons. Gene Ontology annotation, molecular function: MAP kinase tyrosine/serine/threonine phosphatase activity; protein tyrosine/threonine phosphatase activity. Gene Ontology annotation, biological process: negative regulation of MAPK cascade; protein dephosphorylation. Gene Ontology annotation, cellular component: cytoplasm. The record is from RefSeq and is a predicted model, not a curated record. Lineage: Eukaryota; Ciliophora; Oligohymenophorea; Peniculida; Parameciidae.
AUGAAGGGUUUGCAUAUGCUUAAAUACACCUUACCUGGAGAGUAACCAAUUAGUUUAGUGUUGUCAGAGAAAGAAAGAGGAAAGUUAUUUCUUGGAAAUUUGGAUUGCUUACAUAAUUAAUAAAUUUUGGAAAUCAAUAACGUAAAUUGCAUUUUGUCCAUCUGCACAGAAGAAAGUAAUAAGUUUCAAUACAUAGAAAUCAUGAUGGGUCCUAAAUACAAAUAAAUUUACUUGGACAUUCAUGACAAUAUGAAUUCUCAAAUCAGUAAUGUUUUCGAAAGAUCUUUCUUAUUCAUCGAAAAAGCAUUGAAAUCUUAAUAAAAUGUUCUUGUUCAUUGUGCAGCAGGCAUCUCGAGAUCAGCUACCCUUGUACUGGCCUAUCUCAUGAAAAGCUAUCAAUAUACAGUAGAACAAGCAUUAAGAUUUCUAAAAUAAAAAAGACCAUAUGUAAGGCCAAACCCAGGGUUCUUACUGUAAUUACUCGAUUAUGAAACAAUGUUAUAUGGAUGCAUCACAAGCAACUUGGGACCAGACCUGACUCCGUUUGACAUUUAAAGAGAACCUCAAUAUAAGCCUUAGCCUAAAGUGGAUCUAAGGAAAAGUCUCCCACUUAAGUAAGUUCCUGGUCCCUCACCGGUUGCGAGAGUAGAUAGGAAGACACAUACAGAAAUCUUAACAAGAGUUUCAUAAUCAAUAUCUACAUUCUAGCCGAAAGCCUUUAAGUCCUGA